This is a messenger RNA of Caenorhabditis angaria, 7452 nucleotides long. Lineage: Eukaryota; Metazoa; Nematoda; Chromadorea; Rhabditida; Rhabditidae. The record is from the annotation of a GenBank genome assembly.
AUGGACGAAACACAUAAAAUGGGAUUUUUGGGCGCCACGUCGUAUGUGAUUGGAAAUAUUAUUGGAUCUGGCAUUUUUAUCACGCCAGCCUCGAUUUUGAGGUGAGUUUAGACCGCAAGCUUCCGCGUCAGCGGCACUAUCUUCCGCGCAGCGGCCUCGCGGAAAAUUGUGCGCUCGGGAUACUGUAAUUUAAAGGGACAUACACUCGCUUCGCUCGAACCGCUUACGCGGAUUUUUGAUCUACACUCGCGCCAAAGGCGCUCGGGAUACUGUAUGCUCCUUUAAAAUACUGUAACCUCAAGUUAUCUGCUACACUCGCCCGGCUCGAGCUUCAAAGGAACAUACAGUAUACCGAGCGCCUUUGGCGCGGGUGUAGAUCAAAAUUCAGCGUAGCUUUGGGAUACUGUAGGUCCCUUUAAAUGUGCCUACAGUAAUUUAAAGGGACAUACACUCGCUUCGCUCGAACCGCUUACGCGGAUUUUGAUCUACACUCGCGCCAAAGGCGCUCGGGAUACUGUAUGCUCCUUUAAAAUACUGUAACCUCAAGUUAUCUGCUACACUCGCCCGGCUCGAGUUUUAAAGGAACAUACAGUACCUGGCGCGAGUGUAAAUCAAAGCUUUGGGAUACUGUAGGUCCCUUUAAAUGUGCCUACAGUAAUUUAAAGGGACAUACACUCGCUUCGCUCGAACCGCUUGCGCGGAUUUUUGAUCUACACUCGCGCCAAAGGCGCUCGAAAUUCUAAAUUUUGGCACAAUUUUUGAAAUUUCAGAAAUUCUGAAAAAAAGUUUGAAAUUGAUUUUUUUUAAUAAAAACCUUCCAAAAAAAAUUCCUAAAAUCUUCAAAAAUCAAAUUUUCAAAGUUUGAUUGUUAGAUUUUUGUCCGAAAAUCCACGUGGCAAAUUUUUUUUGUUCAGAAUUUUUUUUUUGAAUUUUUGAAAACUUUGUUUUUUUGAAAUUUCAAAAAUCCACGUGGCAGUGAUUUGAAAAAUUUUGGCUCAAUUUUACACAAAAAAUUAAACUCAAAAAUUUCUGAAAAAAACUUUAAUUUUAAAUUUUGAAUAUGAAAUUUUUCUAGAAGAUCAGCUGAAAAAAAUCCACGUGGCUUUAUUUUUUUUUUCGAAAAUUUGAAAAUUAAAUAAAACUUUUUUUUUUGAAAUUUCAAAAUCCACGUGGCAGGGAUUUUCUGUAAGUUUCAAAAUUUAGCCCAAUUUUUUUUCUGAAAAAAACCACGUGGAUUCAUUUUCAAAAAUGUUUUGGAAAUUUUUGAAAAUUUGAAAAUGAAAAAAAUUUUUUUUUUCAAUUUUGAAUAUGAAAUUUUUCUGAAAAAAAAUCCACGUGGCUUUAUUUUGAAAUUUUCUGAAAUCUUAAUAGAAUUUAGCCAAACUUUUUUAAAAUUCAAAUUUAAAUUCCAUAAAAAUCAAUAAUUUUUUUGCAGAAACGUAGACAGUAUUGGACUGAGUCUAGAAAUUUGGAUUUUAUGCGCAAUAAUCGCAAUUUUGGGCGCAAUUUGUUAUAUUGAAUUGGGAACUUCGAUUCGAGAAGCCGGUUGUGAUUUUGCCUAUAUUUGUUAUGUUAAAUGGUGAGUGUUGGGGGUUACUGUAGGUUACUGUAGACGGUUACUGUAGACGGUUUUUUAUUUGAGAACUGUAUUUAUUUUUUCUAUUUUUUUCCACGUGGCUUCGUUUUUUUAAAUUCUUUUUUUGAACAAAAAAAAUUUGUGCUAAAAUAAGUACUGUAGCUCAGGAAAUUUUUGGCUUCAUAAAAAUUCCACGUGGCAAAAAUCUACUGUAGCUUUGAGAUUACUGUAGUUUUUUUUUGAAAAUAAAUUUUGCUCUGAUGAAUUUUGAGGCUCAAAAAUCUGUAUAGAAAUUCCACAUGGCAAAAUUGAAUUUCAAAAAAUUCUAAAUUCCACGUGGCAAAAAGAGAGUACUGUAUCUGUUGUUUUUGAAUUUUCCGAAAAUCCAAAAAAUUUCAAAUUUUCAAAAUUUUUCAAAAAAAAAUUUUGUGCUAAAAUAAGUACUGUAAAAAUCAAAAAUCUAUGGGUACUGUAGCUUCAAACCUUUGUGAAUUUUUUUUUUGAAAAAUAAAUUUUCUCUGAAAAUUUUGAGGCUCAAAAAUAUAGAAAUCCACGUGGCAAAAUUAAAUUUUCAAAAAAAUAUUCCACGUGGGAGUACUGUAGGUGUACUGUAGCUCUAGAAUCUUUAAUUUCAGGUACUCAGUGGCGUUCGCCUUCAUGUGGGUGUCAGUUCUGAUGACCUACCCGGCCACAAUUGCAAUUUGCUCCGAAACUUUUGGCCAAUAUUUGAUGGAGGGCUUGAAGCAGGUGAGUACUGUAGUUUUGCUACAGUAGUCAACCUACAGUACCCCAAUACAAUACACACAUUUUCUUACAGUACUACGAUAUAGAUGAGGAUUGGGUACCGAUUUGUCAGAAAUUGUUCGGAUUUUCAUUGUUGAGUGAGUGUUUUUUGGGAGGCUACCGUAGUCUACAGUACCACAUUUGGUCUCAGAAUUCAAAGGCGCGCGUGUAGCUACAGUAAUCCUAGGGUUACUGUAGUUAUUUUACAGUAAACUGAAUUGAAUUAUGGCUCCAUAAUGUUUUUUCACAAAUUUUUUAAAACGUAUUUUUUUCGGCGCCAGAAAAAAAAUCUACAGUACCCAAGCGGCUUGGGCCAAGCCCACUCAUAUUUGAUCUCAAAAUGAUCAGAAUUUAAAGGCGCGCUUGUAGCUACAGUAAUCCUAGGAUUACUGUAGUUAUUUUUAUACUCAAUUGAAAUGUGACGCCAUAACAUUUUAUGAAUCUCAACAAUUUCCUUUCACAAAUUUUUGAAACGUAUUUUUUCGCGCGCCAAAAAAAAUCUACAGUACCCAAAUUUAUUCAUAUUUGAUCUCGAAAUGAUCAGAAUUUAAAGGCGCUUGUAGCUACAGUAAUCCUAGGAUUACUGUAGUUAUUUUUAAACUCAAUUGAAAUGUGACGCCAUAGCAUUUCGUCAAUCUCAACAAUUUCCUUUCACAAAUUUUUGAAACGUAUUUUUUUCGCGCGCCAAAAAAAAAUCUACAGUACCCAAGUUCAUCCAUAUUUGAUCUCAAAAUUAUCAGAAUUUAAAGGCGCGCUUGUAGCUACAGUAAUCCUAGGGCUCAAAAAUGACGUCAGAAAAAUCCACGUGGCAACCAAAUCUAGAUGCAAAUUACCUAGUAAAAAAAUCUACAGUACCCAAUCAAGCCUACUCAUAUUUGGUCUCAAAAUGAUCAGAAUUUAAAGGCGCUUGUAUAUCUACAGUAAUCCUGGGGCUCAAAAAUUCAAUUUUCCAGUGCUGGUCACCUGGAUGAACUUCUUCUCGCUCUCAAAAUUCGCGGCACGCUUCCAAAUCAUCGCCACAGUCGCCAAACUUCUCAGCUGCUUCCUGAUCAUCGCCACCGGAUUCUACUUCUACUUCUUCAAAGGUUGGACCGGAUAUCUAAAGAGACCGAUGCAGGGUUCGAACUACGAGACGGGUCGAUUGAUAAUGGGAACCUAUGGUGGAUUGUGGGCGUUCAGCGGGUGGGAUGUGUUGAAUUACAGUACUGGUGAGAUCGCAAAACCCAAAAAGAAUGUGCCGUUGGCGCUGAUGUCAGGAAUUGGAAUUGUGACGGCGGUUUAUGUGGCGAUUAAUGUGGCGUAUUUUGUGGUGUUAGAUGUGGAUACUGUCAAAAGUUCGGAUGCUGUUGCAGCGGUGAGAUUCUAAUUUUCAAAAAUCUAGAAAUCCACGUGUAUGUUCCUACAGUAAUUUAAAGGGACAUACACUCGCUUCGCUCGAUCUACACUCGCGCCAAAGGCGCUCGGGAUACUGUAUGUUCCUUUGAGUGAUCUACAGUAUUCUCGAGCGCCUGUGGCGCGAGUGUAUGUCCUUUAGAUUACUGUAGCAGAUAAUUUAAAGCUACAGUAAUCCAAAGGGACAUACACUCGCUUCGCUCGAGCCGCUUACGCGGAAUUUUGAUCUACACUCGCGCCAAAGGCGCUCGGGAUACUGUAUGUUCCUUUAAAGUGCAUCUACAGUAUUCCCGAGCGCCUGUGGCGCGAGUGUAGAUCAAGAUUCCGCGCAAGCGGCUCGAGCGGAGCGAGUGUAUGUCCCUUUAGAUUACUGUAGCAGAUAAUUUAAGGCUACAGUAAUUCAAAAAGACAUACACUCGCUUCGCUCGAACCGCUUACGCGGGGAAUUUUGAUCUACACUCGCGCCACAGGCGCUCGGAUUUUGCCACGUGGAAAGAGAAUUCCACGUGGCAAAAUUGAAUUUCAAAAAAAAUUUCUAAAAAAGUUCCAGGAGUACUGUAGCUGUAAUUGUUUUGAAUUUUCCUCAAAUUCAAAAAAUUUCUAAUUUUCAAAUUUUUCAAAAAAAAAUUUUGUGCUAAAAUAAGUACUGUAAAAAUUCCACGUGGCACAAAAUCUAUGGGUACUGUAGCUUCGAGAGUACUGUAGUUUUGUGAAAUUUUAAGCUUAAUAAGCUUUGUGAUUUUUUUUUGAAAAAUAAAAAAAUUAGCUCUUGAGACUCAAAAAUCUAGGAAUCCACGUGGCAGAAUUGAAUUUUUAAAAAAAAAUCUUGAAAAGUUCCACGUGGCAACAAGAGGAGUACUGUAGUUGUAAUUGUUUUGAAUUUUCCUUAAAUCCAAAAAUCCUCUAAUUUUUGACAUUUUUUUUCAUUUUUGUGUGGAAAAAAUGUCAAAAAAUAGGGGAAAAUAUAGUUUUUUGACAAAAUUCAAAAAAAAAAUCUAAGUUCCCGGAAAAAACUCAUAAAUUUCAGAAUUUUUCACCAAAAAAUUAGCCUAAAAAGUUAUUUUUUUGCUCGAUUAAAAUACGUUUCACACAAAUUCCAAAGAUCAAAUUCGAAUUUUCUGAACUUUUUUUCAGUGAAAAUAUUCUUCAGCUAAAAAUUCUAUAAUUUUUUUUUGGAAAAAAAAAUGUUCAAAUACAUUUUUUUCCCCGAAAAUCUUAUAUCAAACAUUUGCGGGCAAUAAAAACAAAGCGCGCGUGUCCUAGUGGUAAACACGCGUGCCUCACAAAUUUUAGGUCACGGGUUCGAUCCCGCAUCGAGGCAAACUUUUUUUCUUUUUCCCCCCAAACCCAUAAAUAAACUAACUUCCACAGAUCUUUGCUCGUGAGACACUCGGCGAUUUCGCCAACAUCAUUCCAUUUCUCAUCGGUAUUCUCCUCAUCGGCUCACUCAACUCCAAUCUAUUUUCGGGGAAGUCGAUAUAUGUAUGCGGCUGCACGGCAAGGACAUCUUCCCGCCUGUUUUUCUUGUGUCAAUACGUUGACCGAUUCGCCGAGGGUUGCGGUUUUUGCGCAGGUUCGUUUUGUUUUUGGGAUGGGAGGCUGAAAAUUUUAGAUUUUUUUUUUAGAAAUUUUGAAAAUCCACGUGGAUUUUUUUUUUUGAAAUUUUUUUGAUUCUUUAGCAAAAUAUGGUCCAAAUUUCAAAAUAGAAUCAGUAAUUCGAGAUUUUUUUUUGGUAAAAAAAAUCAGAUUUUCAAAAAAAUGCCCGAAAAAAUACUAGAAAAUUUUAGAUUUUUUUUUAGAAAUCUUGAAAAUCCACGUGGAUUUUUUUUUUUUUUUUUUUUUAUUUUUAAUUUUGAAAAAUUUAAAAUUAAUUUUUUUUCAAAAACUGAAAAAUGAAAGUUAAAAUUAGCCACGUGGAUUUUUUCAGGGCGAAACUUUUAAAAUUUGAAAAAGUUAUAUUUUUUGCUUAAAAAUUUCAAAAAAUUUGGAUUUUUUCCAGCGAGUCUGAAAUUUUAGGGCCAAAAAUCUAACUUUUUCAAAUUUUGAAAGUUUCGCGCUGAAAAAAUUCUAAUUUUAACUACCAGAAUUUCAAAAAAAAUUAAUUUAAGACGUGAAUUUUUAUGAAAUUCAUUUUCAGAAAAAAAUAUCAAAAAUAGGAAAAAAUAUAAUUUUUUGACAUUUUCUGAAUCGAAAUUUUUUGUCAAAAAAAAUUUUUCAAAUUCAAUUUUUUUUGGCGCCAAAAAUCCACCUCCGGGUUACUGUAGAGCUUUCAGUGGGGCCCUAAUUUAUUGAUAUUUAGCUCUGACAAAAAUCUUCCCAAAAUUUUUUAGAUUACUGUAGAUUUUACAGGUCUCGUAGGUGUGUUUCUCAAAAAAUCCACGUGGCAGUGAUUUUUUUCAGAUUUUUUUUUUCUAGAAAUUAAAUCGAAUUCCACGUGGCAGAGAUUUUCCAAUUUUCAUCAAAAAAAUUUCGAAAUUUUUUUCAAAAUUCGAAUUCUAAACAUCACUUUUUAUGAAAAUUGGACCAAAAAUUUUCGAAUCGCUGCCACGUGGAAUUCUAGAAUUUCGAGAAAAAAAUCUGGAAAAAAAUCACACUGCCACGUGGAUUUUUGGACAAAAAAUUUCGCAAAAAUUUUUUCACACAUGAAAAUUUCAUUCAUUUUUUCUCUAGAAUUUGAUUUUAAUUUUUUCAAGUCGAAAAAAAAAAAAUUUUUACAAAAUUUUUUAAAAUUAUUUUUUGUUGCAACUCCAUAAAGGACGGAUUUUUUUGAAAACACGUGGAUUAAUUUUCCAAAAAUUUUCCAAAAAAAAUUUUUCUGCUUCACAGAGUGUCCUCGCGAUGCUCAUCUCCUACAUCGGCGAUCUCGACACCCUAAUCGGCUACGUCAUGUUCGGUUUCUGGGCUCAACGCAUCUUCAGUCUCGUCGCUCUUCUCCUAAUCCGCUAUCGAAAUAUUCCAGUUCACCCCGAAGCGGUUCGAGUUCCCAUCAUCUUCAUUUACCUAUUCCUGGCUGCCACAGUGGCGCUUGUAGUGAUCCCGAUUUUCCAAGAAUUUGCCGUAACUGCUCUAGCCAUCGCUAUUCUCCUAUUCGGCUUCGUUUUGUACUACUUUUUCAUCUACAAUUCAAAUUUACCGCUUUGGGUGCUGACCUUAAAUCGUAAGAUUUUCCUUGGAAAAUUUUUAAAUUCCAAAAAUUUCCAGAAAAAUGCACUCUUCUCUGCUGCAUCAUUUUCGACUGCCUGCCCGACGUCAAAACCGGAGUUGUCCUUCUACCCUCCGACAGUUCACAAGCUCUACUUUUCAAAAAGUGAGUUAAAAAAAAAAAAAAAAAAAAGGUCUGCCCUCACGCAGGAUCGAACUACGGACCUUUGGUUUACAAGACCAACGCUCUACCACUGAGCUAUAAGGGCGCAUGGGGAAGAGGGGAGGAAAUUGCAUAUAAAAAUAGCGCGCGUGCGCGCGUUUUUUCUUUGGCUAGCGAGGAUAAAAAAUCUGAAAUUUUCAGACUAUCUCAAACCCGUCUCUCCGACGAAAGUCUACCCGAUUUACAUUCCGACGAGAAGAACAUAAUGCGUCGAAACGGCAGUUCAGCAGGCCUAAAAAUGUUGUAAGUGCGGAUUUUUUUCAAAUUUUUUCAGAAAAAAUCUGAAAUUUUCAGCGUUCCUUCCUCACUAGUCGAUCUUAUGGGUGAUGUUCAGUGA